Molecule: messenger RNA, 306 nt
Organism: Mus musculus (house mouse)
Lineage: Eukaryota; Metazoa; Chordata; Mammalia; Rodentia; Muridae
Product: predicted gene 6462
Exons: 1
Coding region: 1-306 (101 amino acids)
Source: RefSeq, a predicted model, not a curated record
AUGGUUGGACAAGCUUUUAGGAAACUUCUUCCACUCUUUGACAGAGUAUUGGUUGAAAGGAGUUCUACUGAAACUGUAACCAAAGGUUUCAUUAUGCUUCCAGAAAAGUCUCAAGGAAAAGUAUUGCAAGCAAUGGUCAUGGCUCUGGAGUCAGGCAGGAAAGGAAAGGGUGGAGAAAUUGAGCCUGACAGUGUGAAAGUUGGAGAUAAAGUUCUCCCAGAAUAUGGAGGCACCAAAUUAGUUCUAGACGACAAGGAUCAUUUCUUAUUUAGAGAUAGUGACAUUCUUAGAAAAUAUGUCGACUGA